Messenger RNA from Glossina fuscipes, 1173 nucleotides. RefSeq names its product GTP-binding protein Rit1 (gene Ric). Gene Ontology annotation, cellular component: plasma membrane. The record is from RefSeq and is a predicted model, not a curated record. The transcript is spliced from 3 exons. Gene Ontology annotation, molecular function: GDP binding; calmodulin binding; GTP binding. The coding region runs from base 312 to 1097 and encodes 261 amino acids. Gene Ontology annotation, biological process: Ras protein signal transduction. NCBI's taxonomy places the organism in Eukaryota, Metazoa, Arthropoda, Insecta, Diptera, Glossinidae.
AAUUCGCUAUAAAAAUAAUAAAUAAAAAUUUGCAAUUUAUUAAUAUAAUGGGAAAUUUUUCAUGCGAAGAAACAUGUGUCGAAUAGAAACACAAAGAAAACGCAUUAAAUAAACAAAAAAGAAUAUAAUUAAAGUACGCACAACAUACGGUAUUUUAUGUAUACAAGUAGCUAUCGAAUGAGUAAACAAUAAAAAAGCAAAAAAGAAAAAGAAAACUUCUCGCACCGGGAAAUUAUUAUAUUUUUAUUAAAAAAAGGAAUUAAAAAACGUCGGUUCAAUAUACGAAUUGAACUGAUAACCGGUCUAAAGUUAUGGCUGCUGGUGAUAAGUCCACAAUUGGUUGUGCCGCUUUGAAAAGAACCACGAAAUUGAAAAUUGGUAGUAACCGCGACACAGUCGACAAUGGCCAAAGCAAUAGCAAUCAGGUGAAUGCGAAACCCGUAGAUUCGUCGCAGAAUAUGCGAGGUGGCCUACGCGUCUAUAAGAUUGUUAUUCUAGGUGAUGGUGGGGUUGGUAAAUCUGCUGUUACUCUACAAUUCGUUAGUCACAAUUUUUUGGAUUAUCAUGAUCCUACAAUUGAGGAUUCAUAUCAACAGCAAGCAGUUAUUGACGGCGAAGCUGCACUAUUGGAUAUACUCGAUACGGCUGGUCAAGUCGAAUUUACGGCAAUGCGUGAUCAGUACAUGCGCUGCGGUGAAGGUUUUAUUAUUUGUUAUUCGGUAAUUGAUCGUCAUAGCUAUGAAGAGGCUUCGGAAUAUCGUAAAUUAAUACAAAGAGUACGUUUCACUGAAGAUAUACCAUUGGUAUUGAUAGCGAAUAAAAGUGAUUUGGAGGCUUUAAGAAAAGUUUCCACCGAGGAAGGUAAAAAUUUAGCCAAUCAAUUCGGUUGUCCAUUUUUUGAAACGUCGGCGGCUUUACGGCUUUAUAUUGACGACGUAUUUUACGCUUUGGUCCGUGAGAUUAGACGCAAAGAAAAGGAAAGAGCUUUAGGCAACGGUACAAGCUCAGAGAAAUUGGAUUCAAGGCGACGUAGUCGUUGGUGGCGUAUACGUUCCAUAUUUGCUUUAGUAUUUCGACGACGCCGUAACUUGAAUUGAAUUGGACGAUACGUUCAUAAAUUUGAAAUUUAAUUUUUAGUAUUUAAGGCCAAAGAGAACAUAACAUAAAGACAAA